Molecule: messenger RNA, 585 nt
Organism: Medicago truncatula (barrel medic)
Lineage: Eukaryota; Viridiplantae; Streptophyta; Magnoliopsida; Fabales; Fabaceae
Exons: 1
Coding region: 1-585 (194 amino acids)
Molecular function (GO): RNA-DNA hybrid ribonuclease activity; nucleic acid binding
Source: RefSeq, a predicted model, not a curated record
AUGGAGAACGUCAUAGGCCGCGCACAAGGAACUCUCCAUGCAUGGCAGCAUGCGAGACAUACUCACACUAAUGAUCGCACCCAACAACAUCAUGUGCAACCCUUGUUUUGGCAACCUCCUCCAAAUUAUUUCAAGUGUAACAUUGAUGCAACAUUUUUUACAACAGAAAAAAAGGUAAGCAUGAGAGCGUGUCUUCGUGAUGAGAAAUGCACAUUUAUUGCUGCUUUGACAGCUUACUGUGAGGCUGUGAUGAAAGUAGCGGAGGGUGAAGCUUGGGGUUUAUACCAAGGCAUUCAAUGGAUUUCUUCAUUAGGGUACCACAAUGUCAUUUUUGAGCUGGAUUGUAAAAUGGUUGUAGAUGAUGUGCACAAUAGUAAGAUGAAUCUCUCUGAGUAUGGUUCAAUCAUCCAAAACUGUAGAACCUUACUUGAUCACUAUAACGACUUUGUAGUUGUUUUUACUAGGCGUCAAGCAAAUGGUAGCGCUCAUGCUCUUGCACGAGAAGCCUUAUCCCAUGCUUCACGCAGUACUUUUGUUGUAAUUCCUUUUUGUAUUGCUACUAUUAUUAUGAAUGAAACACCUUAA